Messenger RNA from Armigeres subalbatus, 17125 nucleotides. RefSeq lists its product as uncharacterized. Gene Ontology annotation, cellular component: cytoplasm; actin cytoskeleton. The record is from RefSeq and is a predicted model, not a curated record. Lineage: Eukaryota; Metazoa; Arthropoda; Insecta; Diptera; Culicidae. Gene Ontology annotation, molecular function: actin filament binding; phosphatidylinositol-4,5-bisphosphate binding. Gene Ontology annotation, biological process: cytoskeleton organization; actin filament severing; barbed-end actin filament capping. The transcript is spliced from 15 exons. Bases 1 to 15207 code for a protein of 5068 amino acids.
AUGGGGACACACCCCAGUCUCAGAAAUUCCUCUAGUCUCACCAAUGUGCCUCAUCACAUCCAUCCUCCGAAUCCCUAUGCUCAACCCCAACAAGUAUUCCAGGUUAACCCCUCGGUUACGUAUGAAAACAGUUUCUACAUUCAAAGUAAAGCAAAUUCCAUGAGGGACUCAAUCCGAAGUCCUCCACCAGUUCCUCCAAGAGAUCCGCAGCGUAGGCUCACAAUUGGGCAUCCCAAUGAUGCUCGGCCUAUUUCCUACGCCUUCGAUCGCUACCAGAUGAACGUUCAACAAAACAGAAACAUUUGGCAACCGAACGGCAAAUGCACCAGUGAUGAUCGGCUCUGGGGAUCAAACAUCACUCUCCAACAACAGCCGUCUAACCCUCAAGGCUUUAUAAACAUGCAUGCCGUGACUCCACCACGGCCUGCUUCGGUGCAGCCAGAACCGACACAGAAACGAUACAUUUCCCGACAUCCACAGCAAUCAAAUCCGUCUCCUAACCAGGGCUACAUAGUUCUGCAUCCGAACCACCAACACCAUCACCAUCAACCACAGCAACAUGCGCAGCCACAGCAACAUGCGCAGCAACUGCAACAGGCGCAGCCACAACAACAGCAUCAAACAGCCAAACGGCCAAACGAGUACCGCUAUGUAACGGACGUAACGCCUCGAUCACGCAAGCCAAUUCAAAUACAAGAUCGGACAUUCGAACCCUAUGAACCAUCACAACAGAUGCAACAGGCAGCUCCGACCAGUUCGCAGCCAAUCUACGGAACUACGGCUUACAUGCGAACACGCCCUCUCAAACAAGAACCCCAGGAGCAAUCCUCGAAAACUCCCCAACAAUCCGCGUCCGCUUUCUGGCGGAAGAUUGAAGAAGAUCAAAGCUCUGUUCAACGACGGGGACGGGCUGCUGAUCGUAGACAACAGGUUCCGGGUGUGAACUCCCGCUCAGUGUCCAGCUCUCGUGCCCUGGAAGCAAUGAACCGUCGCAACCACGAUUUAUCCAGGGAGCUAAGUAACCUCAUCUGCGGCGAUCAGCCCGAUGAGGAUCAGCACAAUGUGGUCAAUGGCCGGCUAUACCUCCGGCAAGCUCAGGAAUCCCCUAAGGAGAAGUACCGUUCGCCUCCCAAAAACAAAUAUGAAGAAUAUGUUGCCAAAACGAUUGCACAGUCAACACAAGCACCCGUUCCUACGUCAACAUAUCGCAAGUUUAGCGCAGAACGUGACUCCAACACUCCUACCAAUGUGCACUAUAAGCCAUCUAUAAGAGCCUUCGACUUAGUGACGAAGAUCUGCUCGAUCGCGCAGAACUGCGGGACGUUCCCACUCCUACCCUAUUUAAUCGCCAACCAACUGCCUACCUCCGACUACGAUGAGGAAGACGACAGUGGCGAUCGUCGUGAAUCCGAACCCAACAUCGAACUGGACGACGUCAACUUCCGCAGAAGAAAACGAGCCAACGAAACGUUUAAAGCUUUGGAGGUUCAACCGCCUUUCGGUAUUCCCAUCGGACCAAUCCCGCCAUCCCCUAAUACGGAUUAUCUGAGUGCUCAUCCUGCCAAACAGAACAAAUCGCGUUUCAUUCCGAAACGCUCUCCCGAUCUUGUAUCGGACGAUCUGGCGUUCCGACAGCUGCGUCGCGACAAAGACCACCCCCAGACUGUAGAUCGACCAAGCUAUCUCGCCACGGAAGCCUCAAUCGAGGACAAACCCCUCAACGCGAGCAUCGUAGAAGAUGUCAAGAGAAAGCGCAACAGUCACAAGGCAACGAACAACUCCCUUGCCUCCAACAUCUACAACUUGAUUCAGCGGGACGCAGCCAAGCCUUCCGGUGGCAACCUCGAUGACUACCAUCGAAUAGAGCAGGUCACCCAAACAAAACCGGAAGUCGAAGACACCCCAUCGGAUGUUUUGGUGAUACCCAAGUCGAAGAAGUCUUUGGAAAAGUUCGAACAACAAAGUGCGGUUUCUCGAGCCAAGAGCGGUUCACCAAAAAUCACCGGCGGAGCGGUGUUCAAUCUUCCCUCGACGUUGAAAUCGUCACAAUCCUCGAAAAAGGGAACAUCCCAGGUUUCUGACAGCAGCAGUACACCGAGCAGUCCGACUCAGAGGACUGCAAAGACUAGCGGAGAUGGUCCGGUGAUUGUAGGGGCGAAGCACAAAGCAGAAUUUGAAGAUAUCCUGAAUGCAAUCGCGCAGGAAGCGAAAGAUACCAGCGAGAAACUGGGCAUGGAUUUGGCAGAGCUGCGCAAGGAAACUAAGUCGGUAUCCAGCGGGACGAGUCCCGAGACAAAACCGAAAAAUAAACCGAUCGCAGUUGGACAGGGCAGCAGAAAAUCGUCGGUCAAGGUGGAUGAAACCGAAAUCGACCAAGUGGCAGAAGCUGCAAAGAACUGUCGGGAGAUGUUGAAAAAUGUGGUAGAAGCACCGAAACAGUUGGAUGAGGAGAAGCUAGUCAAAGAUAUUGAGGAUACCUCCAAUGCGGCGAUGUUGUGCCAUGGAAUGAUCAAUCGAGUAAUGAUGGUAACGCAGCCCGUGGUGGAAGCACCGGAGAAAUCGGUGCUAUCGGGGUUGAUCAAGGAGUUGGCGCCACAAAUCGAUGGCGAGGAGACGUUCGAAAAGCUGUCCAAACGAUGUCAGGAACAGUUGGAUGAGCUUGGUGGGGUGAAGGAGGAAGAUAAGUCUACAAUCGAGAGGGAUUAUGAGAGCUUGGUGGAGAGUAUUAAUCCGUUGGAGUCUGAUUCAGAUAAGAAGAGUACAGAAGAGGAGAUUGAUUUGAUUAUGAGGGAGUGUGGAAUUGAAAAUGAUGUGCAGAUAACAAUUAAUUCAGUGCCUUUGGAAAACCAAACGGAAGCAUUCGAGGGAAGAAAAUAUAGUAAAGAAUCCAGUUUAGAACUGAGUGAUAUUCGUGGUUCUUCAUUGACAUCGACUGACCGUAAAUCAUCGAGUGAGACGGAACAGUUCCCAAAGUCGUCAGACCUUACGUCCUGCAAUUUGCUCUCGUCGAGUGAAUGCCUAAAGUCCAAUGGCAGUAAAUCGUCAGCGGAGAGCUCGAUCGAGCCAGCAGCUGAUUCCACUUUGGUGGAGGUUAUUCCGGUUCCGGUAGGGGCAGCGACUGGUGCGUCACCUCUGGUGCGCCGUUCGCCGUCGGAUAUCGAAUCGCAAUACAACUCUUCCGAAGAGCUGGCGAUGAUCUUCGGCAUCAAAAGUCCAACACCGACAGAUAACAAACCAUUUGUCAACAACGCCAUUCUAGAGCUGGAGAAGAAGCUUUCAUCCGCCACUGCCAACGUAAGCUGCCAAACGCAACAUAAUUCUAGUUUACAGCAACCUCAUCAAGUGCAACAAGCGAUCUAUCAACCGAACAAUCAUCAUCAUCAUCCGCACCACCAGCCGUACCAUCAGCAUCAUCAUCUACAUCAACCGGUCUCCGUAGAUUACAGCAACGAACCCCACACGCAACCCUCUAGCUCAAGUCUCGCCAGUAUCCUUCAGGUGCUUCGCGCGGAGCAGGCAUCCGACGCUUUCCCCGCUGAAAAGCGUUCUCCCCGGUGGAUCGUUCAUCCCCGAUCAUCCAGUCUCGAUCGAUCGAAGGUGUCGCCUACCUCCCUAUCGGGGCAACCCAAAUUUCCUGCGGUAAACUUCCGUAAAGUCCAACGACAUCCACCGGUAUCCUUUCCGAAGAAACCUCUAGUCACGCAACGUUCGCCCGGGUCACCGCCGUCGCCCAACGUCGUCGGUCUAUGCUAUUCGCCAUCUAGUGGCAUCUCGAAUUCCUACCACCACAACUACACCCACCAUCAGCAGCAACCGAUCGCAUCAGCGUUCGCCGUCGCGUCCAGUGGAGGGCAACAGCGAAGACCACCGUCUCAGCACCCGGUCCUCAGGAGGCAUGACGCUUUCCUGAAAGCCCGCUCCAAAACCAUCUCGGACUUUUUCGGCCCGGAAUCGACGCCCAUCAGCCGCCUGUUAAAUAUAAUAUGCCAAGAGAAGGAAGCGGAAAGAGCGAAAGCGAACAUGAGCAGUAGCAGCGGAAGCAGCAGCAGUAAGCCCAAACCGACCGGUGCCAGGAGCCACAAGGAAGAUGGACUCUUGCCGAAGGUUUCGGUGGCGCCGACGGCGAAUUCGUCCUCCCAAUCUGCUUCGUCGUCUUCCUCGGCUAGUUCCUCUUCGACGACGAACGCUCGGGCCCUCAAAUCCCGCAAGGAAAACUUGAUCCCGGUGGUGGCAUCGGCGGCGGCGAAUCACAGCCACAGUCCGUCUCCGUCGAUGAAUGCCGCCUCGACUGAAAUGUUCGCCGCCAAGGACAUAGAUAGGAUAGCGAAAUAUAAAGCCGACCGGCGGAAACCUAUUUAUUUAAGAAACACUGUCCAAGAAAACGAAAUUGAAAGACUGGAUAAUAGAAAGAAAUCAACGUCUAGAUCAGCAACCAAUACUCCUUCGUCAAGUGCAAUUCAUAGUAAAUCUCAAUCAUCAACGCUACAUCACUCGAAAGCAUCAUCUGCCUCCGCUUGGUCGACGUCCAGGCCAUGGCGGGCCACGUCAGCCGGUUCCUCGUCCACAUCCUCUACCUCUGCUGCCAGCAGUGGUAGCGCCACAGGAGCAAAACCACGUCCGAGCACCACUACCGGCUCCCUCGGUGGGGCAGGAGGUGGAAGCAGCUCAUUGCCACUGUCACCGUUGCACCAACCGCAAAAGUUGCAAGUUCACGAGCCAAGGAAAUCUCGAGACCGCAGUAACGUUCGUGCCGCGAAACCCGAGUUGAAACAGGUUGCCGCUCCUCAGCAACAGGCUAAGCAACAACAACAACAGCCACAACAGGCCCAACCACAGCAGCCGAUCCGAACAACCAGAUCUUCCAGACUUCGCGCCGCUGCGCUGGCCGGUGGCGUCGGAACAACCGUUCCUCCCACCGGCGAAGAUGUCCACCAGCAACGCUUGAAAGCUUCGGCACUUGCAGCACCAUCCAGUGGCGGGAAUAGGAAGUUACUGUCGUCGAGUAGCAAUAAUAAUAACAACAAUGCCGGCAUCAUUCGAAUCUCACCAACGGUGAAUGCCGGAAAUCGAGCUGCUAUAUUGGCAACGGCUGCGAAGCAGCGUGAUUCCGCACCGAAGCCAAAACUUGUUCCCACCAUCACCGCCGUCAGUAUGAGACAGAAGCUGAAGGGAACAACUGAAACCAUCAGCAAGAUCGGAAACGGCAUCAGCGGUACUGCUGCUGCUGCUGACAUCAAUCGUAACAGCAAAGGUGCUGCAAUGGCCAACCGAACUAAUCCCGCCACCAAUAACAAACAUGAUCUGAUGAAUGGGAAUGCUCCCACUAACACCAAUAACAACCCCGAACCCAUCCAGAUGACAACGGCCAGUGGUGGGGAGGCUUUUCUGCAACGAAUCCCUUCGACCACUGUACCGGGGGCGAACGGAGAAGGGAUCGAUAACUUUCAGCUUCCGCGACGUCCGCCAAAGUUGGACUCGAUCGUCGAAAAUUUCAGCAGCUUGGAGUCACCUCCCACUCCGCGGAUGAGAACCUCCACCAUGAAAUCCGGAGCGAGGACGCCCCUGCCGGAAAUGGGCAGGGAUAUGGGAGGUCUGAGUCCGGUUAGAAGCAACAACGGUAGUGGCAGCAAAUUGAUUGAGCGGGACAAGUCGGCUAAGCGUAAAUCGAACCUGAACCGGGCACAGCACGAGGAAUCGACGGAGACACGCCACUCAUCAACCGAACGGCAUCGCGUCCGUAGCAAAUCUGGAAGCACACAUAUCCCGAUCGCCAGUCCGGAAAUUCCUUCGACUUCCAAUCGAAAUGUCAACCUUUCUUCGCCGACAACCAUCGUCAGCAACAGCAACGUCAAUACCACCCGUACGCUUCAGACCCCACCUCCAGCUCAAGCCGCGGCUACGACGAGCCGUACUCCAAGUAAAUUCAUCCGCAAACCGUCGCAUUCCCCGCCGGAUAAAUCAACCUCACCCGCAACCUCACCGGGACCACUGUCCUCGUCGUCGUCCUCCCCAACGACGGCAACGAAAGAGUUGAUCUCGAACCCAUCGCCACAGUCACCAGUAACGUCCGUUGAACCAACGGGGGCCACCCCAACGGUAUCAAGCCCAGUCCAUUCUAUGUCGAUAUCCCCACCAUCCCCAGUGCUGUCGUUUGAAUCGUCGCUGUCGAGAAUCUCACCUUCACCGGUUCCGUCGUCUUCGCGGACAGCCUUGGUGGAAGAAUCGUCAAGUUCGAGUGGCACCUUGGCGGCCACAGAAGAGCUACACCGUGAUAGCAGUAGCUUGGUAGAUGUUAGUGUAGAUAGCAAAAUUGCCGGUGCCGAACAGCAGGAGGAUGUGCCACCGGAUUCGCCACUGCCAGUGGUAUCACAAUAUUCUAAAUUUAGUCAAAUGUUGAAAUCACCUACUUUGGAGAAACACGAGGUCAGAGUGCCGGCAAUAGUUCCUUCGCCGCUUGCAAUGGAGAUGGCGCAGCGGGAAGUAGAAGAAGCAGAAGAAUCGGAACAAGAUUUACCGGGAGAUGUCCUGGAAGAAGUGCCAUUGAUAAUUUCGCAGCAAAAACAGAUGAACACACAGGAUAAGGAACAGCAGAUGUUGGACCAGAGUCAGGAAUUGAUGGUGCCUUUAGAUUUGGAAUUGGAAGAUGAGAUGCGAGCUCAUGUAGAGCAAAGUGAUGUUGAUUUCAUGGAGGCAGGACCUUCCGGACUGUGUCCAAUUGCGCACGUCAACGACAGAGUUGAAAUCGAAGAUGAGGAAGAAGAACUGGUCACUAACCGAUUGCUGUUGAUGCGAGAUGUAAGAAGAAGUCGCUCUUCCUCUCCCAGGCCGGCAAAUCGUAUUCUAUUCGACGAUAAGUUUAACGACGAGUUUGUUGUAAUCGAAAAUAGUCCCAAGAGUCACUUCAUACAAUCGCUCGAUGAGACUGACAUUAUUGUGAUUGGGGAUAAUGACGAAGACUACCCACCGAGACCUGCCAGCAGCAACAGCGCUGGCGCCGGUUCAUCCUACGAGAAGAAGCUAGUCAAGAUGAGCUCCGUGGAACAUUUUGAGCAUCUGCACCAACGCAAGAGUUGCUCUCCGCAGCGCAAGAAGAGCCUAUCGCCCAUCAUCCGCGCAAAGAGCAUGGAGGAAAGUCAUCUGUCGUCAUCCAUUUCCCCUGCUUCCAACCAUAUCGUAUCAAUUCUAAAGCGAAAAACCGUCGAAUCCAACAGUUCGGCUUCGAGCAACGCAUCGCCAGUAACAUUCUCUCCAAGUGUCGUUGACACACCAAUCCGAUCAAAUCGCCGACAAGGAAUCCUCAAGAAACGCUGCUCGCUGGACGAAAGCAGAUACAGUCGAAGUCACUCUCCCGAUGACCGAAGCAUCCUGGUCAAACACACCCGCCGAAACAGCUUCGAGGAUGGCAGUCAGCACGGCAUCCUCAAGCAGAAAUCAUACGAAUCCAAGGACGACGUUUCUGCCUCCGGCGGUGGCGGCAGCGGUAGCUCUACCGCCGUCAACAGCGUCGUCUCCCAUGGAAUCCUCAAGAAGAAAACUGACAGCUCCUCUACCUCUACACCCAACGAACAGCAAAAACAUGUGUCGAUCUCCCAAGCGGUGAUCCUCGCUGCAGCUGAAAUUUGUCAAGAUAUGCUCCUCGAUCACGAGUACGACCACGAGAUCCGUCCUAUCCUCAAAUCAGACUUGAGUCAGCCGCAGUCCACACCGAAACCCAUCCUCAAGAAAAAAUACUCAUCGGAAUCGGAGGAAAUACGCCCCAUUCUGAAAUCUUCCCGCAAGAGCAGCCGCGAGGAGAACUCCGAUUCGGAGGAACUGAAACGAUCCAUUCUGAAAACGGACUCCCCUGCCAAACGACGCUCGUUCGGUGACCGCGAUUCGGAUCCAAAUGGUGCAAUGAUCCGAAGCCGCUCAUUGGAGCAUUCGGAACCGGUUCCGUUGGCGCCAGUUGUUCCUCAGGUGCAGAACAUCGAAAAACCGAUUAUCUCGGUGGCAGAGCGCAUUAAACACAUGGAAAAAUUUCUGUCAGCGCCAACAAAGAGCGGGAAUGCUGGUACCAGUGGAUGCAACAAUACGGUUGCCGGCUCCGGUGCCGUGCCGAAGCGAACCGUUGGUUGUGCCAACUCGAGACGGGAGACGUUCCGAUUCAAAACGCAACCGGUUACGUCCAGUGAAAUUAGCGGCGUGCAACAACAACAGCAACAGCAGCAAAUUGACCAUCGUUCGGUUGACAAUCCGGAAGAAUCUGUCUCGAGUGAAGAACCCGUCAGCUUUGGGCAAACCGAGGCAGAACCCACCGUGGAAACCGCCUGCCGGCGUGGUUCUUUAGAAUCCCUGAUCUGUAAGGAAAAACUCCACUCGGAGGACAAGAGCCUGGAGCUUCUGUCGCCGACCUUUGCUCACACCGAAUCCAACUCGCACUCGUUCAGCGGAGAGUUCAACCUUGCUUCGCUCAGCUCGGACAGUGGAAUACAGUUCGGUCGUGGGACGGAGGAAACGUCCGGGGCGGACUAUGUGUCCUCUGUGAAAACCAGUGACAGUGACAAGUCCCCAUCGAAGAAAACCAUCGACGACGACCUGAACGAGCUUGACGAGGAAGAGGACGACGUCAGCGGGGAAGAGCAUUUGGAGAUAAUCGAAGAGACUGAAGGACAGAGGCGCCUUUUGCUGAGUCCAUCUAGUGCUGCUGCGGCGAUAGCAGCCCAAGACCGAAGACGGUCCGGUUCGUCCAGUUGUUCUAGUUCUAGUGAUUUGAGUGAUCGGGAAGUUGACCGAAUGUACGCGGCGUCGACGGUGUCCGGUAGUAAGCCGGACGACGAUCAAUCGUCGGGUUUACGGCGGUCCAACAGUGUACGUGCGCGGGCCAAUAUGUUCCAACAGAUGGAAAGCCGGAUGAAGGAAAACGAAAAUCCGGCGGCGGGUCUAUCGCGCGGCAGACGAGUGAUGCCCACCGGAGCAACUCCCACCCAGUUCGCAACGCAAACGAUAUCGCCCACGGACAUCGACAGAAGCAUCCAAAACAACACAAACACUAGCAAUCUCAUCAGCCAAAACAACGUCUCCGAUGAUUCCGGUACCGAGUUUGAUCCCUCGACACUGCAGGUUUCGAAGAAAAUCAAGCUAUUCUCCGGCGGCGGAGAUCAGGUUCCAGGAGGAGGAGGAGGUCACGGGGGCGUGGUCACCGCUACAAUAACCACGCCCACAGGAACCCAAGUACCAAAGAAAAAGUUCAAGUUCCGUACCAUCGGCAAGUUGAUUAUGCCAAAAUUUCUAAACGAUAACAACAACAAUAUUUCCAACUCCGCUGCCAAUACCCCGCCGGCAGCAGAAGCCAUGCCCACUCUCGCAAAUACGCCGGACAUGGUGAACGGAGAAAUCGAUCUGAAAAAUGAGGACGGACAUCUCCUGAAUUGUUCGAAGGUUGAUCGGAUUCGGCGAAAGUUCAUGGGCGAUUCGUCGACUCCGAUUAUCGAGGAUGAAGAAUUCGAUUCGAACGUUGAAUCUGGCAAGGAAAACAACUACGAUAGUGGGACGGAAACAAAUUUCAGUUUAGGAGGCGUUACGGCCUUGAAAAAGAAUUUCGUCAAAGAAAAUCGCUCCCAUAACAAAAGUAUCCUGUUCAACUCGUCUGCGGAAGUCGAGGAACUGGUCGCCAAAGGGAAGGUUUCUAACAUGGCCAAACAGUGGAACCGGAUGCGUGCCAUGACUUUGGACGUAUCCGUUAUCAGAAAAACAUGCCACAAAACAGCUUCCGAUACGGCGAAUCUUACCUGCAGUAGUCUUCCCUACGAGGGCGAUACGAAGCAUUACGGUACGAACAAUUCCUCUAUUCUAUACACUUCGUCUUCCAAAUCGAACAAUUCAAAAAUAAUCGAGAAUCGCUUCGCUCGCUACUUUGGGAUACAUGUUCAAAUGAGUCAAAACCCCGUGGCUACGGUGUCGCCUAACAACUCCCAACAAGACUGCCUCUCAACCACCAACAGUAGAUCCCGCCGCUCGCGUUCGUUGUCCCGUGGAAACCCACCGGCGCCUCCUCCGCAACGACCGGUAGACGAACGAAUUGCGAAGUAUUUCGGCAUAAACAAGAGCUUCUCCGGGUGUGGUUCACCACGUACGACAUUCGUCAAUAAACCUCGGGCCAUUGUCAAGCCGCAGCAACGUCUGCUAGACCCGACAUCCGCAGGUUCAACGGACUUAAGCGGCAAUCGACGCCGUCGGUCACGCUCGAUGCCCCGGGAGGCGAGCAGCGUGGAUGAGUUAGACAAACUUUUUGAUAUGAACCCGGAAAAGGAUUAUGGGGCCAGUGUGAGUUUCUGCUUAGCCAGCGGGGUGAGCAGUGUGGUGGGCAAGGUAAACCACUUGCGGUACUUUGAAGAACUGAACAUUACUGCGGAAGAUCUCUCGAUGGCGGACAGCGAAUUCGACAAGCUUUAUCUAGAUCAAAUAUCUAGUCCUCGAAAAUCUCCUUUUGCCUAUCUACCACCCUCGGGGCAGCAGCAGCUACCAUUCGUGUCGGAGCUGAAGAAGGGCAUCCUCAAAUCGAAGUCCGGUGGCAUUGGUCUAUUUCCGGCCGAUCUCAAUUCCGAGCUGAAAUCGCGUCUGCGUAAAUCCACUCAUUCGUCGGUGAGCAACCUGAAAAAGUCCACGACCGUUUCGAACAUCGAAUGUGAUGCCGCGUUAUCGGCGGGGGUUGGUUCCUCGUCCGAGUCGGACGAAGAGGACGGCGUCGCGCCCGGUAAGAAUCUCGCGAAAAUGCUCCGAAAUGUUUCGAAUACGGCCGCGUCCACCGGUAGUAGUGGUGGCUAUGUGCCACCCGGUGGGGUGGCCUUGUUUCCGCCGUUGGCACCCAGUUCGUUCGUUCCGCUCAAGAAAAGUGAUCUCGUCGCGUCCGGUAGUGGUGCGGCCAGUGAUGGAGAGCAUUCGGCUUCGGUCGGUAAUCGCGGUAACGUGGAUUCGAUCCUGAAGAACCCGGCUGUGGCAAGGCGACGGCGGCAGAAUGAAGGCUACAAGCAACAACUGGUGAAAAGCAAGAGCCAAUCGGAGCUUGCCACCUUCAUUCCGGCGUCGGCCAUCAUCUAUCACAACACGGCGAAACCAUUCAGCAGCGGCGUGGGUGGCGUCGGCUCGGUUGGCGUUGGCAUCGGCGGAAAUGAUCCUCUGAGCUACGGUGGUUCCAAGGACCAAAGGGCUGGUUUCCUGAAUCAAUCCAAGACCACCGUCGUCGGAGCGGGGGAAGGCGUGGAUCUGCAACGUCAGCAGCACUACCCGGUGCCACCCGGUUUCAUCGGUUUGAGACGCUGCCUAACGGAGGAGAUGCGCCCGGAUCAGGACUCGAUGGUGAAGAGCGUGUCGAUCGCCGAACGGUUGGCGGCACUACAAAAGAGCGGCGAAGAUGACUGGCGGAAGCGAAUUGCCAAGAAAGAUGUCACGGACGAUGUCCGGCGGGAGAACUUAGUCAAUAAUGCCAUCCUUGUUGCCAAAUCGCUCGAGAGUCCGGUGAAGAACAGCACACCGCGCCCGUUCAGUCGGCCAGCGGACGUCGAAGGCGGGAACAUUUCCGACCGGCUCGGAAAAAUCAAAACGUCUUCGGAAAACUGGAAGAAUCGUGUCGAACUCUCGGAUGCCACCAACUUCACCGUAGCGGGCCGCAUGCCCGCCGCCCGGUCGCCAAAGUUGCCGUUCAUCAAAUCCGACACCAAGCAGUCGCCACCGAUGAGCGCGUUCCGCAGCGUGAACCCGCCCCAGCUGGGCCUUGCUAAGAGCCCCUCGAUGAUGGUAUCUUCGGUGACCACCUCAUCAACGCUGCAUACUCCCACUACCCCCAGCGUACCACUACUGCAGAAUGGCGCAGCCGCAGGGUCAUCACCAGUCGCCGCACUGGCCGCCAUCGGCCAACAACUAUCUAGUCAACUUAGUCAGCACAGAGCAGGAAUGGACAGUAUGAUGAAGCGUAGCAUUAGUGUCCCCGGAGUGCCCUCAUCCGGCGUCUACGGGGAAGCCGGUGGGGAUCUCAAGUUCCACGCUGCCGGCGGUUCGAAGGUUUCAAUCCCAAAGCUGGACGAUGAAAGCUUUGGCAACUUUUUCACCAAAGUCGAGAAAACCGUAUCAGCUACCACAUUUACCACCAGCAAGACCAGUAGUAGCAACAGUUCGUCGGCGGAGGUCGUUAUCGGAGAUUUCGACACGCUCAAAGUAGAUAGUCAGCAGCGUCUGACGCAGAAGAAGGUUGUCCAGGGACCAAGACGUCGUGGUGCCAUGUCGAAGAAUCCGCUCAAGAAGCUGGCCGCUCGGGAUGACCUGCAGACCGAGUACACCGAAAUCAAAACAGGUAUCGCCGAUAAAGAGUUAAAAAGACUCAAACUAGAAUCAAUUGCCAAAACUAGCAAUCUGGCCGUCGAAGCGCUUGCUGGCUUGGCUUCCGUGGAGGACUUUAAAUCGGUCGCACUAAAAUCUAGCACCCUGCCUCUGAACCAAAGUUUCGUUCCGUACAAACCGUUGAUGUUGUUGCAUGUCAAGGGCCGCCGACACGUUCAGACCAGGUUAGUGGAACCGGUGGCACGGUCGAUCAACCGAGGAGACUGCUUUGUGCUCGUCACCUCCGAUCGACUGUUUGCCUUCAUGGGCCAGUUUGCAAAUGUGAUCGAGCGAUCACGGGCCAAGGAAAUCUGCGACGUGAUCGUGCGGGAUAAGGAUCUGGGAUGUGGUGCAACGAGUGCUACGGUGAUCAACGAUGGAAAGUUUUGCAGCGAGCGACAGUUACGUGAAUUCUGGAAACUACUUGGACGCGGUCAGGAAGAUCAGAAAGUAGACGUUUGCGAUGCUGGGCAUGCCGACGAGGAUGAGCUUUUGGAGAGCUGUCUAAUUGAGACAACCAAAGUUUACGAAUUCGAAGAUGAUGGGUUGGUGCCACUUGAAGAAUACUGGGGUGCUGCGCCCAAAAUGGCUAUGCUGGAUUGUAAGAAAAUCUUGAUCUUUGAUUUCGGUAGCGAACUGUACAUUUGGAACGGGAAGAAUGCCUCAAGUGAGGCCAAGAGGGCCGCUAUCAGGUUAGCGCAAGAGCUGUAUUUGCAGGAAUACAGUUAUGACAUGUGCCAGUUAAAUCCAAUCAAUUUCACGGAAUUGAGCGGUGACAGACAGAGAGAUGCCAGACGUGUACCGAAGAGUGGAUCUGUUCGUCCGGAAUGGUGCUUGAUUGCGAAGGUUACUCAACAUAUGGAGACGACUCUAUUCCGACAGAAGUUCAUUGAUUGGCCAGAUAUAACCGUUCAGUUGAAGGACGAUGGUUACCAGUUGGGGGACACUCCCAGUUUGGAGAUUAAACCGGUCGACGGUGAGAUGUUGUUUAAAGGACAGCCCUAUGUGGAACCGAAUUUGGUGCUCGAAAACACUAGCUUGGGACGUGGGAACUUUUACUAUGAUACUAAUACGAUGCGUCACUUCGAUGUGCUAACGAUCUCAGUGACUCAGUGGGAGAUUGACGAAUACGAGUAUAAAGUUAUUGAGGGUCCAUCUUGUGGACAUUUCUACUCUGACGAAAGCUACACGGUACGUUGGAUGUAUCAGGUGAGUGUGACCGUGCGAGAGCUUAGUGGAAAAGUUUCAAAUCGAAGCACCGUUGUUGGACGUGACCGUUGCGCCUAUUUCUGCUGGCACGGAAAGGACGCUCCGGCCAACGAAAAAGGUGCAGCUGCUCUUCUGACUGUUGAAUUGGACAAGGAAAAGGGUGCUCAGGUUCGUGUUGGUCAGGGUCAGGAAUCAUCGGCCUUCAUUCGCCUAUUCAAAAUUAUGUUUAUUCACAAAAGUAAGAAGACUUUGCGGAAUGCCUGGCGUUUGUUUAUCAUCACCGGUAACUAUCCGGAAGAAACAGUCUGCACCGAAGUGAUUUGCCAUGAACGUCAAUUACGCUCCCGUGCUACAAUGGUGCUAAUCAAUGGUGAGAAGGGCCGCGUAAUCCUUUGGAAUGGAUGCAAAGCCCAGCCUCAUGCUAGGGAAGUAGGUCAGAACGUUCUCAAUGCCAUCAUUCAAAACAAGUAUACCGAACUGUUUGAUGAAAGUCUAUCUUCAGUAAGCUCUAAAACUCUCGAAGAAGGACAUGAAACUCAUGAAUUCUUCGAAGCACUUGAAGGCACUGAAAAUCGCCAUUCGUACCAUUCGUUGCUUGGUUCAAACCAGGACUUCAGUUACACACCACGAAUCUUUAACCUGACCAGCAUCAAUAACGGUAAUUUUGAAGCCACAGAAUUGCAGUAUAAUCUACGGUGCAAAGAUUUGGUUUCACCGUAUCCGUUCCGACAGGGAGAUCUGUACGGUGCCCGCCAACCGACGAUAUUCAUGAUCGAUAACGGGCACAUACUGUGGCUGUGGCAAGGAUGGUGGCCAACGGAAGACGGUGCUGGAAGCGAUUCUGGUAGCAAUAGCGGCAGCGACAACCACAGCAGCUUCGACAGUAAUCGCUCCGGCGAAAACCGUUGGCAAAGUGAACGUCGAGUCGCAAUGGAGACGGCAGUAGCUUACUGGAAGGCGAAACAGCGGAAAAUCGGCAACGGUACAGCCAUAGAUGAAUCGAUGAGUAAGAUUUGUAACGGAAACGAAAACCAUGCGCAACUUCCGGACGAAAACGGCAACGGUGCCAUCGAUGAGGUUGACAUAGUCGGGAAAACCACUGCCAACAAUGGAACAUUACAACACGCUGCCAGCGACACAACCGAUGACUGUGAUACUAACCCUGCUGCUACACUCAGAGGGGACUGUGAUGGCGUCGCUGUUGAGAACGGUGCUGUAAUUGAUGACGGGAUUGGUGACGUUGGUAAGGGAUCUGCUAGAGAAGCCGAAGCGAUGCAGCGGGAGGAGCGAAGCACACUGAACGACAUUAACGGCUACGUGGUUUGGGCAGGUUUGGAACCGUUGGAAUUUAUUGCCAUGUUCCCCGAUUGGGAGCAGCGCGACGAUGUUGCAGAGAUUAACGUACAGGAUGGCCGUAAAUCUGCCCCGCAGCCAAUAGCCAGCAGUCUGUCGCUUCUGUCGCGCAAGGAGUAUCCCCUGUCUGUGCUGCUGGAGCGACCGCUACCCGAGGGAGUCGACCCGACCAAGCUAGAAUUGUACCUCCACGAGCAGGACUACCCGGAGGGGCUGGGGCUCACCAAGGCCGAGUUCGAUCAGCUGCCCGCGUGGAAGCAAACAAAACUCAAAAAGGAGCGAGGUCUGUUCUGAGAAGACAAACGAACGAAUACCACCACUUGUUUUUGCACUUAUUAGUACUCGGAUGGUUACCACUAACUUUUCCUUCCCCUCCAUGUUCUUCGUUUGUUAAAAAAUGAAAGGCUGCAUAGGAAAAUUUCGUUUGUUUUUUUUUACCAAAUGUUUUAUGUCUUAUAUUUUGGAAAUCCUUCGUCGAUGUGUUUUACCUGUCUCAGUUCAAACAAAGGCAGACACAAUUAUAUUUUUCUGGGUCUUUCCAGUUGUUCAAAUUUUAUUCACAAGUUAUUUUGUUUUUGUUAUUAUGAUUUUUGUUUUCACUCUCGAAUUUACGUUUUUAUACUCUGGGAGGGGCGCUAACGGUUGUUUUCUACUUAGAUGUUGUUUUUAAUUUAUGUAUUGAUUCAUAGAUGGCGCCACUCCAACUUUUCGAAAAUCAUUUGUAACUAUAAAGUGAGAAAACCACUAUACUCUAAUUUGUAAAAAAAAAAUGAGAUUGUGUAUCAAUAAAAGAUGAUCGAAAACGUAUCCUCCGACUGUGUGGAGAUUUCCGCUAAUUUUUAAAUACGAAGAUUUCAGCUGCCCUCUAUGUUUUAACCUUUUAACCUUAAAACCGACGGAAAGACGUGUGAGAAUCCAACACUCUGCUCCCGAAAACGAGAAUGCUUUAUACAACUUUUUUAUAUGAAUAGAGAAACGUAAUAGCAGCGCAUACGAUUUCAUACUUAUGAAUAAAAUAUGAAAUAACUUUUCAUAAUAUCUUUCGCCAUUCGUCAUUUUUUUUGUAAAAAUGUAAUUUUAUUACCAUUAGUAAGCCUAAAUCGUGCAUAUAUGUUACUCUUAAUAGCAGUCUAAAAUGAUUAAAUUAACUUCUUUUUUGCUUUUGCCCAACUGGUUUAUGUAGAAAUGUGUGCUAUCUUCUUUAAAUUAUUACAACUUUAAUACACUUGGAAAAGGCAAAAAGCAGAAUUCCCCUUCUCUCUUGGCAGUGAUAGUAUGUUUUAAGGCGCUUAUUAUUAUUAUUUUUGUAAAAUCCUGCAUUAAUAUGUUUAAAAUAUCAUAUGUAGAUUUUAGGUGGAUCGGUUUUCAUUUAAAAAACAAAAGUCACAAUUGAAAAGAAAAUUUCGUGUUUUGUUGUAAAAAAGAAGUACUUAAAAGAACUGAACUCUGCUCGAUGGGAAAUAUGGAGACAAACGAACAAGGCAGAACCACUUCCACAUGGUUUAGGGGAAGUUGUUCUUUUAUGAACUGUUUUAUGCCUGUUUGUGCAAGUGUGCGUGAUGUAACGUGCUAUUUGUAGUGAAACAGUAACUCUGUGUUCCAUAUUUACCUAUAUAAUAUUUGAAACCAAACAUUGCUGAGCUCCACACACCGAAUAAAAAGAAUGGUUCAUAAUAUCCGCCAAUGCAAGAAAGAAAACAUUUUGUGUGUGCUACUAAAAUAGGAUUUUAUUCAAAUAAAUCGGCCGAAACCAAGAAAAAUCACAAUCACUAAAAUACCAGCCUCAUUGAUUAUAAUAGAAAUAUACACAUAUACAUGAAAAAUAAUAAUUAUCGACUAAAAAUCUUACAAACAGCCGAACAUUUAUCAUCCUCCCGAACACUUUACAAACGCAAACACACAAACACAGUUGAAGGUAUAUACCGAUAUCAAUAUAUACACCAUUACACGAAACGCGCAUAUAGCAGCAAAACAAUUUAAAAAAUAGUCAUAUACGGUCCUGAUUCGAGCAUAUAGAAUAAUUAAUCAUUUGCAUGCUUUGUAAAGCUCCGCGUACAAGCAUCUUGAAUGCUGAUGCUAUGAAUUACGGCGGCAGAAGAAAACGAACAAACGAACACACACACAGGAGCUAAAGCUAAAUUGUGAAUGCGGAAGAGUAAGUGCAGUGUAUUAUGGAAAAUAUAAAAGAUGAAAAACUUUUUACCAAUUAUAA